Molecule: messenger RNA, 6635 nt
Organism: Megalobrama amblycephala (Wuchang bream)
Lineage: Eukaryota; Metazoa; Chordata; Actinopteri; Cypriniformes; Xenocyprididae
Gene: lrig2
Product: leucine-rich repeats and immunoglobulin-like domains 2
Exons: 18
Coding region: 455-3592 (1045 amino acids)
Molecular function (GO): protein binding
Source: RefSeq, a predicted model, not a curated record
GCCUCCAGCAGCACGUGACAGAGGGGCGGAUCACGUGUCAACGGAAGAAGAUGCUUUUGUUUUUCCUUGGGAAAAAAGUCGAGGAACAAUGUUUGAAAAGGCGAUUUUUCAGUUAUAUCAUACAUUUUUCUCAAAAGCAAAGUCGUAAUCUAAUAUAGGACAUGGAAUCUUUUGGGAUAUCUGAACUACAUUUCCACAUCUUGAAGCUUGUUUGACGCUCCAUUUGGGAAUUCGUGAAGCUGCAGAGAUUGCAAGGCGGAAGAAGGGAAUUUCGAAGGGACGAACUGAGAGAGCCUAGUGAUGGCUCCGGAUUAAUUUUAUGAGAGCUUUGCAAUGUUUUUCAACUUAAUUCGGAUUCAUAUGAAAUCAAAUGUAUAUUCUAAAACACAGAUUAAUCUCUGUGUCUCAUUAAUGCCAUAAUUUGGACUGAUCAUUUGCGAUCAAGAAACUCAAAAUGGCGGAGGCCUGGCCCAUCCCCCAGGCCCUGUUCCUGCUCAUAGUGAGUGUCGUGGGCCUGGACACUUGCCCUUCUCCCUGUACGUGUUCUGGUGGUCCAGGUUCAGCACAGCUGCUGGACUGCAAUAGGAAAAGACUGACUUCUGCAGCUCUGGAAGCUCCAGCCUGGAUCACCCAUGCGUCUAUGAAUCAGAAUGAACUCACAGCGGUGCCUUUUCUUGGAGAUGCCUCGUCCAACAUUACUGUGCUGUCACUUGUACAUAAUCGAAUCUCUGAAGUCAUGGCCGAGCAGCUGUUGCCUUAUUCAUCUCUGGAAAGUCUGGACUUGAGCUCUAAUUCUAUAUCUGAGCUUAAGGCUGGAUCAUUCCCUCCCAUGCAGCUGAAAUACCUCAACCUGAGCAAAAACAAGAUAAGUUCCUUAGAGCCCGGCUGUUUCGGAAACAUCAGCUCCCUUCUGGUGUUGAAGAUAAACCAGAACAGACUCUCUCUGCUGCCGGAUAAAGUCUUCACCCUCUCUCAGCUCCAAGUCUUAGAGUUGAGGCGCAACAGGAUUCGUGUGGUGGAAAGUCUCAUUUUCAAAGAACUGAAGGCUCUUAAAUCGUUGAAGAUGCAGCGCAACGGCAUCACCAAGCUGAUGGAUGGAGCUCUCUUUGGUUUGGAAAACAUGGAGGAGCUAGAGUUGGAGUAUAAUAAUUUGACGGAGCUGAAUAAGGGCUGGCUGUAUGGACUGCACAUGUUAAGGAUUCUGCGUGUCAAUCAGAAUAAUGUUGGACUCAUUCGAGCCGAUGCCUGGGAGUUUUGCCAUCGCUUGGAAGAAUUGGAUUUGUCUUUCAAUCACUUGAGUCGUUUGGAGGAUUGGGUGUUUUCUGGUCUCAGUCUCCUGCAGAGUCUUAACUUGGGUGACAAUCAAAUCACACACCUGGGAGAAGGAGUGUUCAGCAGCCUGGCUAACGUCCGUACAUUGGACAUCCGUAAUAAUGAGAUAUCUCUCGCUAUCGAGGACUUUGUUGGCAUGUUUGUGGGUUUGAAGAGGCUGAACUCGCUAGUUUUACAGAAUAAUAAAAUCAGGACCAUCACUAAGAAAGCGUUCGAGGGUCUGGUGGAGCUGGAGCAUUUGGACCUGAGUAAGAAUGGCAUCAUGUCUAUUCAUCCUGACGCUUUCACUCAUUUAAAACUUAAAACACUUGAUCUGAACACUAGCAGUCUCCUGUGUGACUGUCAGCUGCAGUGGUUGGGCCAGUGGUUGACUGACAGCCAUUUCCAGCAAUCCUGCACCACUGUCUGUGCUCAUCCCGCCUCCCUGGCAGGAUCUAGUGUGCUUGUCAUUAAACCAGAGGAGUUUGUCUGCAAUGACUUCCCUAAACCCCAGAUCAGCGCUCACCCCAAGACUGUUGUCGCCUUACGUGGGACCAACAUCACUCUGAACUGCUCUGCGUUCAGCAGCAGCGACUCUCCCAUGAGCACCGCCUGGCGCAAAGACGGAGAGGUGCUGUAUGAAGCUCAGGUGCAGAACUACGCUCGGUACCAGGAUCAGCGCCUCCUCUACACCACUGUACUCCACCUGCUCAACGUCAAUUUCACAGAUGAGGGCCAGUACCAGUGUGUUGUCUCCAACCAUUUUGGGUCUAACUACUCCACCCUGGCCAAGCUCACUGUUAAUGAGCUCCCCACCUUCCUGAAGACACCCAUGGAUCUGACCAUCCGCACUGGUACGGUCGCUAGGUUGGAGUGCGCUGCAGAGGGACACCCAACACCCCAGAUCGCGUGGCAAAAAGAUGGCGGUAUCAAUUUCCCUGCUGCCCGUGAAAGAAGGAUGCAUGUCAUGCCAGACGAUGACACUUUUUUCAUUGCUAAUGUGAAGGCAGAGGAUAUGGGUGUCUAUAGCUGUACAGCCAAAAACGAGGCAGGCAGCCUGUCGGCCAAUGCCACUCUUACUGUGCUAGAAACCCCAUCCUUCCAGCGCCCUCUAGAGGACCGUAACGUCGCCCGCGGUGAGACUGCUGUCCUCCAGUGCAUAGCUCGCGGUAGCCCCGCCCCCCGUCUUAACUGGACCAAAGACGACGCACCGUUAAUACUGACGGAACGUCACUUUUUCGCCGCAGCCAAUCAGCUCCUCAUAAUCGUAGAUGCUGGCCCUGCUGAUGCAGGGAAAUACACAUGCAUUAUGUCCAACACACUAGGCACAGAGCGCGGCCAUAUCUACCUCAGCGUCUCGCCCUCGGCCAACUGUGACCCGGUGACCAGCGUAUACGGUCAGGAUGGAUGGACAACGGUUGGCAUUGUUGUGAUGGUGGUCGUUUGCUGUGUUGUUGGCACCUCACUUGUGUGGGUCAUCGUCAUUUACCACAUGAGGAGAAAGAGUGAAGAUUACAGCAUUACUAAUACAGAUGAGAUGAACCUACCAGCGGACAUUCCCAGUUACCUCUCGUCUCAGGGUACGCUGUCAGAGCCUCAGGAGGGCUACAGUAACUCGGAGAACGGAAGCCACCAGCAGCUCAUGCCAUCACAUGCUAAUGGUUAUGUCCACAAAGGCACCGAUGGAGUAUGUUAUGGUGAAGUGAGCAGUGAUGUUGAUCCAGACGCUAAUGGAAUGCUGGGUAGUCAUGUGGGCUCUUUCUUUGCUGGACGUAGCAGCUUCCAUCGGAGCGAACCUAGAGAGGGACAGACAAAUGUCCCCAAUGGGGGAGCGGGCCCUCUAGUCAUCUGCUCAGACUGCUACGACAACGCCAAUAUCUACUCGCGCACGCGUGAGUACUGCCCAUACGCCUACCUGACAGAGGACGACCCACUUGUGGCUCAGAUCUCUCGGGACGGACACCAGAGCAGCCAUCAAGAGCGGGAUCAGCACACAGACGCGGCACUGGAGAGUUUUAUAAGUCAGCAGAACACCUCUGUGUUCCUCACCAACCAUGAACCACGACUACCAGCAUCACAACACUAUAGCACUGAUGUCCCAGGGAGAUCAUUUUGGGAUGGUGAGGAAACCCAUUCUUCCAUCCUUGCCCAGGCCUCAGUGACUGUACACAAGCCCCCGACGGGUCUGUCCGCUGGGGACAGCAGAGAGGAGAGGAGGGGGGCACUGGAGGAAGGCUCAUACAGGACUAACUCACAGGAAAGCGCCUCUGCGCCCACAUAAACCCCAGCCAGCCCUGUCUUCCCCAAACAUCACCACCUUGUCCUUCAGUUGCCUCCCAGUGCCCUCAGCCCACUACCUCCUUGGAGAAGCCUCAUUAUCUGCCAAAUGAAAUGCCUCUCUCUUCAAUGUUUACACUGCCUCUCCUGUCCCUCACCACCAUGUUCCUUUGUAGCCCACUUGGAUGUGCAUUUUGCGGAAAACUCUUUGAAACGGCAGAGAGAAUUCCUGCUUUCACUAUUCCUCAAAGUCUGGUUUGAGCCCUGAAUGUAACAUUUCCAAGAGCUCCGCUAGUCCUACCGUAACCUGUGACGUACAGAUUAUGCCAUGUUUGGUUUUCCUACCUACUUAAGAGCGUUGAGCCUUUUUGCGUAUGCCAAAGCUUGACCCAGACUCACCUAUAACUUGCUUCUGCUCUGGUACAGAACCUGUACGAACAUUAACUGUGAAGAUUGGACUGCUGAAGUAGGGCAGUGAUAUUCUCUGAGUGACAUCAGAGGGUUAAUCACCUGUGUUGCAUUUCUCUUUCCUAUUGGCAAGUGGUACUGACUGACCAAUAAUGUGUUAACAGAGCAGAAGACUCUGUUGUUUCCACUGUUAUUGUACGCCGGAGUUACUGUUAUUUGUCAUUAAUAAUGCAUUUUUUUUUGUGUAGUGCUUCUCACAAACUCAAACAUAUUUUUCAUUUUCUGUGUUUUCUUAAGGCACUAUAAUAGACAGUAAGAAAGACCUGAUAUAUUGCACCUUUGACAAUCUGCCCAGUACAGCCUUAUGCAAUCGUAAUAUGCUAACUCGUUUUUAUUUUUUACGCUUCUUUCCUGUAUAAUGCUUUCAUCUUUCUAUUUUGUGUCUUUUGUGACAUAAUAUUAAGGGUUAACAUUUGAAUUGGUCUAACCUCACUUGUGCAUUCUUGCAAGUGUGCACCAAAUGGAAUUUUACAUUUAUUGCAAUUCCAUACAUGCUGCAUUUGAAAUUUGUUGUUACAGACGAACCUUUUUUAGGCUUUCAGGUCAUCUUCUCAAUUUAAGGUUUAAGAACUGUUGUGACAGUUAGGCAUGGUCAUGCCUAGUCAUUUUUAUUGUUUUGGCCUUGAAAGCACCGCUGGAUUUUGACUUUCUUGCUGCCCAAUUAUUUAACGGACACCUUUUAAGGAAACACAUUUUAGGCUCCCUUUCAAGGCGCUAACAUCACGUCUAAUGAUCUUGAACAAAUUCAAGUGAGCUUUGGAGAUGACCACAUAUUUAAUGACCACAAUUCUUAUGUCUUAGAAAUUGGAGAAAAAAUUAUUUUAUAAAUGUAUUUACUGCUUUUAGCCAGUCAUUCUAAAUUUAUUCUUUCAGCUUAUGCUGAACAACAUGCAUAGGAUUGUUGGGUAUCAAAAUUAACCAAAUUAACUAUAUUAAGUGUGGUAGGUGUGUGGUAUCUUAGUAUCUUGAUUUGAACAUGCCUUGAUCCCUUCCUGCCAUUGUUGUCAAAUUGGGCUACUUUAACACUGUUGCCAUGGGUUGUUUUUCAUGUCCACGGGUUGAAGUGACCCCAAAUAACAUAAUAUUUAGCCCCUGGAAUGCGAAUUUUACCGGGGAAAGUGCCAAAAAGAGAAUUUUACCCCCCUGAAAUGCGAUUGGUCUAGUUUUGGUCUAGCUUUGAGUAUCAAUUGAGUGGGUUUUGUUGUGAAAACCUGGCAACCCUGCGUCCUGCCUCCAGGACAGCAUGUGGAUUUAGUUUGAAAUUGAAGUUUGUUGAACUUGAAACACACAAAUCACACUUCGACCAAUAUAAAGAUUAUAUUUAUGAGUGCUCUGCGAAAUUUCAUGGGUGAAACCGAGUCAUUCCAAUAAGAUACCACGCGAUCAGGAGUUUGACGCAAGGAUGAAAAAAUUCAUAAGUUGGUUAUGCGAGUUCACCACGCUGACCAACAAAGUUGGAUGGUGUAAAAGUGACUUCUGUGUGAGUGUUUUAUACAUCGCUACGCUAUUGAUGACAGACCUUUUUUGCCUACAAACUUUUGCUGAAAUUUCACUAAUUUAACUGCACCUUAUGGCCGUUUAGUUUCAAAGUGACUUCUGAGUAAGCGGUGCUUCAUGAAUUGCUAUACUAUUGAUAAUGGACAGUGGAUAUUUGUCUGCGAAAUUUCACUGAAGUUUUGCUGAUGUGACCGCGCCAUAAGAGGGAACCUAUUUUCACAUUAAUUUAACCUCGACUCAGUCUGGCCUUGAAAGCUUGAUGACCCAAUCCAUCUGUAUGGAUCCCUGAUUACAUCUUAACCAUUCAUUUUGCAGUACAACUGACAUUUUGCACUUUUUGAGCGUACAAAAGCUGGAUCUUCCACUGCGGCAGAUAUCUGUGGUCACUGGCUUCUCCUGCCUUAUUUUAAUGGAAAUGUUUUAUCAACCACUUUCCAACUGCGAUAACUACCCCUUGAUUUGCAUGUUAAUUUGUUGCAUUUUGCACAAUCUCUUGCCUCACAGUUAGCUAUACAAUUACACUAAUCAAGAGACCUUGAUGCCAGAUGAUGCAGCUGACUCCUCGCUGCGUCAAUUUCCCUUGUUGAAAGGAAAGGAGUAUGUGUCAUCAGCGGCUUCCAGCCACGUUUAAAAUCUCAACAUUUUUCAAAUUACUGUUAAUGCUUGCCUGGCCUCUUACAGUGGUCUCUCUUGGUUCAGCUUGUGGGAAAUUAACGCAAAACGGUUUCGUUUAAAACUAAUGUAAGAGUAAAGCAGUUUUGUUUUACUCCAGAUUAUGCAGGACUUUGUUGGGAUCUUUAAAAGAACAAGUAUGAUUUCACUUAUAGUUCUGUUCGAUUUACACCAAAGAAAAUCCACACGGAUCAAACAUUCCGGCCUUCUGCAAACCAAAGUUUAGCUACAGUGCUUUGACAAUAUUUAAAUGCUGCUUUAUAAAUUGUUUUUGUGCAUUUUUUGUGGGUUGUUUUUUUUUUUUUGUAUGCUGUACCUGUACAUUCUGUAAAGCAUGUAUAAAGAACAUUAUGUUUCAGAAAAUUCUGACAUUUAGCUGACAUUUAAACAAUAAAAUGAAUUUACAUGCA